Linum tenue is the source of this 432-nucleotide messenger RNA. Lineage: Eukaryota; Viridiplantae; Streptophyta; Magnoliopsida; Malpighiales; Linaceae. The record is from the annotation of a GenBank genome assembly.
AUAAGUAUGGCCGCCAUGAAUAUUAAAGCGCCGCCGCGGCUAGUUUCCUACGCUCUGCUAUUAUUUUUAAUCUUCCUCGUCUUCUUCGUAGUAACGGUGGAGCCAGCCAGAAAUUAUGAAGGGAAGAAGAAAGCAUUUUGGGAAUUGGCGGUGCUUAAGAUGGAGGUGUCACGACCUUACUCUCGAUCGUGCGGCCCUAGCUCUCAAUUCCGUUAGAGCGCUAGGCAGCCUUUCUCUCAACUCACUUGAAAGCAAAGAACAAGAACUCAAGACAAAGGAUUGGGAGAACUCUCUAGUGUGUAUUACUCUAAAAAAUGAUGGAAUGAGUUACAAGUGAGGGAGAUGGCUCCUUAUAUAGGCCUCUCCUCAUACAAGGCAUCAAUGCCCCUCAUAAUGUCCCUCUACUACAUCAAUACACCCAUUAAGUCCCCC